Sus scrofa (pig) is the source of this 986-nucleotide messenger RNA. The record is from RefSeq and is a predicted model, not a curated record. Lineage: Eukaryota; Metazoa; Chordata; Mammalia; Artiodactyla; Suidae.
UUCAAGUGUCUCUGAAUUCUUUCUGCAGAUUGGGCAGAAAGCAAGAAUCCAUGAUGAGAAACCACACAAUAACAACAUUCAUCCUUCUGGGACUGACUGAUGACCCACGAAUCAAAGUUCUGAUUUUCAUCUUCCUUUUCUUUACCUACAUGUUGAGUGCAGCUGGGAAUCUGACCAUUAUCUCCCUCACCUUCAUAGAUUGCCGUCUGAGGACAGCCAUGUACUUUUUUCUCCAAAAUUUCUCUUUCUUGGAAAUCUCAUUCACAACGGCUUGUAUUCCCAGAUUUUUGUACAACAUAGCAACAGGUGACAAAAUCAUUACUUAUGCUGCUUGUGCUGCUCAAAUAUUUUUUACUUACCUCUUUGGGAUAACGGAAUUUUUUCUUCUGGCCACCAUGUCCUUUGACCGCUAUGUAGCCAUCUGCAAACCCUUGCACUAUGUAACCAUCAUGAAUAACAGAGUCUGCAAUAGGUUAAUCAUCAGCUGUUGGAUGGCUGGUUUGUGCAUCAUAAUCCCCCCUAGCCUGGGCCUCAAUCUGGAAUUCUGUGACUCUAACGUCAUCGACCAUUUUUUCUGUGAUGCCACUCCUCUGCUAAAGAUAUCGUGCUCAGACACACAGUUCAUAGAAAGAAUGAUUUUAGUGUGUGCUGUGCUGACAUUCAUCAUGACCCUUGUGUGUGUAGUUCUGUCCUACAUUUAUAUCAUCAUGACAAUUCUAAGAUUCUCUUCCUCUCAGCAAAGGAAAAAAGCCUUUUUGACCUGUUCUUCCCACAUGAUUGUGGUUUCCAUCACUUAUGGCAGCUGUAUAUUCAUCUACAUCAAACCUUCAGCCAAGAAAGAGGUGGCUCUUAAUAAAGGAGUUUCCCUGCUCAUUUCUUCUAUUUCACCCACGUUGAACCCUUUUAUUUAUACCCUGAGAAACGAGCAAGUGAAGAAAGCCUUGAAUGACUUGAUCAAAAGGAUUACGUUCUUCUUCAAAAAGUAA